AUGACAAGGAAAUGUUGGAGGAAUAAUUCCCCUGACUGGGAGUGCAUCAACUCUACACCCAUCAUGUACAGGAGCCAUCUCUCUAUCUCUGACCGUUCCAUGUAUCCUUCUGCUUACUCUUUUGACAGAGUGUUCGGCCCUGAGUGUUGUACCAGGCAAGUCUAUGACCAAGGGGCCAAGGAAGUAGCUUUCUCUGUUGUCAUCAGUGGCGUUAAUGCUAGCGUCUUUGCGUACGGGCAAACAAGCAGUGGAAAGACAUACACCAUGAGUGGAAUUACUCACUGCACUUUGGUUGAUAUAUAUGACUACAUUGACAAGCACAAGGAAAGAGAAUUCAUUCUAAAGUUCUCCGCCAUGGAGAUCUAUAAUGAGUCUGUGCGAGAUCUCUUAAGUACAGAUAGUAGUCCGCUCAGACUUCUAGAUGAUCCUGAGAAAGGGACAGUUGUUGAGAAACUCACAGAGGAAACUCUGCGAGACUGGAAUCAUUUCAAGGAGCUCCUUUCUGUUUGCGAAGCUCAGCGGCAAAUUGGAGAGACAGCUCUGAAUGAAGUUAGCUCCCGGUCUCAUCAGAUUUUGAGAUUGACAGUUGAAAGCACGGCUCGUGAAUUUUUCACUAACGAUAAAUUUAGUACACUAACAGCAACAGUGAACUUUAUUGAUCUUGCUGGAAGUGAACGUGCAUCUCAGUCAUUAUCAGCCGGCACAAGGUUGAAAGAAGGUUGUCAUAUAAACCAAGUUUGUUAA
This is a messenger RNA of Brassica rapa (field mustard), 744 nucleotides long. RefSeq names its product kinesin-like protein KIN-7H. The record is from RefSeq and is a predicted model, not a curated record. Gene Ontology annotation, molecular function: microtubule binding; ATP binding; microtubule motor activity. Lineage: Eukaryota; Viridiplantae; Streptophyta; Magnoliopsida; Brassicales; Brassicaceae. Gene Ontology annotation, biological process: microtubule-based movement.